This is a messenger RNA of Staurois parvus, 526 nucleotides long. The record is from the annotation of a GenBank genome assembly. Lineage: Eukaryota; Metazoa; Chordata; Amphibia; Anura; Ranidae.
UCAAGCACCUAGGCAUGCAGACUGCUUCUACAAACAUUUGUGAAAGAAUGGAUCACUCUCAGGAGCUCAGUGAAUUCAAGCGUGGUACUGUGAUAGGUUGUCACCUGUGCAAUAAGUCCUAACCCCGGAAAUUUCCUUGCUACUAAAUAUUCCACGGUCAGCUGUAGGUGGUAUAUAACAAAGUGGAAGCAACUGGGAACAACAGCAACUCAGUCACGAAGUGGUAGGCCACGUAAAAUGAUAGAGCAGGGUCAGCACAUGCUGAAACGCACAGUGUGCAAAAGUCGCCAACUGUCUGCAGAGUCAAUGGCUAAAGAUCUCCAAAUUUCGAGUGGCCUUCAGAUUAGCACAACAACAAUGCGUAGAGAGCUUCAUGGAAUGGGUUUCCAUGGCCGAACAGCUGCAUCCAAUCCUUACAUCACCAAGUGCAUAACUCUAGAGCAGUGGAGAUGUGUUCUCUGGAGUGACAAAUCACACUUCUCUAUAACAGUAUUUGCCUGACUGCAUUGUGCCAAGUGUAAAGUUU